Molecule: messenger RNA, 1024 nt
Organism: Hyaloscypha bicolor E
Lineage: Eukaryota; Fungi; Ascomycota; Leotiomycetes; Helotiales; Hyaloscyphaceae
Product: DNA topoisomerase IV, alpha subunit
Exons: 4
Coding region: 272-961 (229 amino acids)
Biological process (GO): meiotic DNA double-strand break formation; reciprocal meiotic recombination; meiotic DNA double-strand break processing
Cellular component (GO): nuclear chromosome
Molecular function (GO): DNA binding; DNA topoisomerase type II (double strand cut, ATP-hydrolyzing) activity
Source: RefSeq, a predicted model, not a curated record
GGAAAUGUUACAACGAAAAGGUUGAGCUCCACUUCUUGAGUUGUUGCGUCUUACGGCCUCGCUUGUUAAGCUCGUUAUCAUCAUUACACCUUCUCUCACUCAUCCCGUGCUGACAGUGUGAUAGAGAUAUGUAUUACCGAGAUCCUGAGCUCUUCAUGAGGCAAGCUGUGGUGGACAGAUACGUUGAUGAUGUUGCUUACACGUUUGGAGUGGGCCGAGAUGCGCUGAACGUGGUAUUUAAAUACUCGAUCUGAUCAAGUGCUCCGGUUUGAUGUUUUUGCCACAGGUAGCAGCUGCAAAAGGCUUGGUUGCUGGAUCCUUUUCAGUCAAGAGAAAGGAUAACUCUAUGGUUGAAUACUCCAUCGAGCACGAAGGCAUCUUGAUACCAGGGGUCAAAGAUAUUGUUAACAUUCAAGUCUCCGAUGCUCGAUGGAUUCUGGUAAUCGAGAAAGAGGCAACAUUUCGCACGCUGGCGACAAAUCAAUACUGGAGAGACUCACUUGGUGGAAAAGGGGUCUUGGUCACAGCGAAAGGCUAUCCUGACAUUCAAACCCGCCAAUUCCUCCACUUUUUCUCCCAACAGCACCCCACCAUCCCCAUAUUUGCACUGGUAGAUUUCGAUCCCGACGGCAUCGGUAUUAUGUCAACCUACAAGCACGGCUCCAUGAGCCUCGCUCACGAGACUAACCUUACUGUACCAUGGGUUUGUUGGCUCGGUGUCCGCAGCUGCGAUUUCCUGAACACCGAGAACGAGAUCCAAGGUCUGUUGAAUCUCACUGCUCGGGACCGGAAGAUUGCUUUGAAAAUGCUCGCGAAGAGUGUGGCCGAGGAUAGGGAUGAUGAGUGGAAGAGAGAAUUGCAAGUUAUGUUGAUAAUGAAUGUCAAAGCUGAGAUUCAGAUCUUGGGAAAUGGCGACGCGCUUGCACAAUGGCUAGACAAGAAGUUGCUUGAAGCUGUAUGAUCAGAGACAGGAGUUUGGUUGAGUUACUACUGCUUAUCAAUAGUAUAUAUACUUGCUCUACCG